Molecule: messenger RNA, 599 nt
Organism: Cylicocyclus nassatus
Lineage: Eukaryota; Metazoa; Nematoda; Chromadorea; Rhabditida; Strongylidae
Source: the annotation of a GenBank genome assembly
GCUCUCUUCAGUUGAUCCUUAUAUAAUGAGCGGUGGCUUUUUUGAUGGUCGACUAAAGCUUUGUAAAGCUACGGUAUUGUUCCACGGUGACUUACAGUUUCAAGAGCAACUGUCUUACAUAGACAAGCGUUACGAUCAUCUUCGGAAGCUUACGCAAACACUUAAGAGGAAGAUAAAUGAUUUAGAGGACAUUAUGCGACAACACAAUGACGACGAAAAUAUGAAGCAAAUCCAACAACUUAUCGAAGACAUAAGAAGGGAAAAGCAGAUGAUGCGCGAUGAGGCUCACAUUAUUCGAGGAGAACUUUCUCAAGCUAUCUACAAUGCGGACUUGAGAUCGCAUCUACUGAACUUCGUUGAAGAGUUUGAAGAAGUAUGGCACGACAGCCCAAAAAAGCGUUUAACCGGACAGCUUUGUCGCGAUGACGAGGAAAAUGAUCAACGGCAAAGUACAAGCCAAGGAGGAGAUGACAUCUACACCCCUUCAUCGAGCGACGAUCAGGAAUUUUGAGAAACGAGCUUUUGAUGCUCUGCAUUUAAUAAUUUUGUUCUUACGAGUUAUGUACAUAAACCGAGGUCAUAUUCGCUCAAUACCUCUU